AUGUUCAAAAAAUUCCAGCCAUCCACCGAUAUUGCUGGUCAAACGCCAGUCAAGUCAUCCGUUCAACGAUCUAUCAGAGCAUCGGUGCUAUCGCAGUGGAAAAUAGAGCCAGAAACACUGGAGGCGAUAUGGCCAAAGAAGGAGGGCUUGGUACACGUCAAAUGCAGAGAACACCUCUCGAUCUACACAGUGAAAGGCGAACCCAUCUUGUUCCAGCAUUUUGACGGACCCUUCUAUCCUACUCUACGAUUACUUCAUAAAUAUCCCUACAUCCUUCCCAUGGUGAAAGUUGAUCGUGGUGCGAUUAGGUUCCUUCUUGCCGGCGCACAUAUGAUGUGUCCGGGACUAACAUCAAAAGGAGGUUAUCUUCCACCGAAAGAAGAAGCGCUACCUGCCGGGGCACCUGUGGGGAUCUUUGCAGAGGGAAAGGAGCACGCUGUGGGCGUUGGAAUAACCAAGCUUGGUACUGAGGAGAUGAAGGAGCUCAAUCGAGAUGUAGGCGUUGAAACGGCGACAUACCUAGGAGACGAUCUCUGGGUUGUUCAAUCGCUAUAA
Molecule: messenger RNA, 555 nt
Organism: Marasmius oreades (fairy-ring Marasmius)
Lineage: Eukaryota; Fungi; Basidiomycota; Agaricomycetes; Agaricales; Marasmiaceae
Exons: 4
Coding region: 1-555 (184 amino acids)
Biological process (GO): formation of translation preinitiation complex
Molecular function (GO): RNA binding
Source: RefSeq, a predicted model, not a curated record